Necator americanus (New World hookworm) is the source of this 405-nucleotide messenger RNA. RefSeq lists its product as uncharacterized. NCBI's taxonomy places the organism in Eukaryota, Metazoa, Nematoda, Chromadorea, Rhabditida, Ancylostomatidae. The transcript has a single exon. The coding region runs from base 1 to 405 and encodes 134 amino acids. The record is from RefSeq and is a predicted model, not a curated record.
AUGCGUUUCGCGAGGAUGAUUUCGAAAUACAAGCAGAAGAAGUUUCUGCAAGAAGCACAAAGAAGGACAAGCCUAAAGUGGUGCCGCUGGGACCGCAAUCAUAAUAUUCUGCGAGCUGGCUUGCUGAGCGAAGACGGGACUUGCAUCUCUUCUCGUCGUGAGAUCGAAGUCAUUACAAAGAGGUUCUACUCGAACCUUUUCGGUUCAUCAACUCCUGUGUCAAGCCCGAUCAACCCCACUGGUGAAACCCCAAUACGGAUUCUUCCUUCAGAAGUACGAAUCGUUAUCAAGAGCAUGAAAUAUGACGGAGCUCCCGGACAUGAUUUCACGUCAACAGACUUUCUUUGGGCUGGUGGCCAUCCGCUUCUUGUAAUUCUAGCGGUGCAUAUGACGUACUAUCUUUAG